AUUCGCUUCUCCCCGCCCCUUUUGCAACGGCCGUAAAGAUUGCCGUACAGGCGGAAGGUGAACAUCGCUGCAAAAGAGUGAUAAUUUCACACAGUAGCAUCAUGGACGCACGUUUUACCCGUGGAAAGUCUGCUAUCCUUGAACGGUCACUCACCCGACCCAAGACUGAUGUUAGCCUCAGUGCCUUUUCAUUAUUGUUUUCUGAGAUUGUGCAGUACUGUCAGAACAGGGUCUACUCUGUUUCUGAGCUUCAGAACAAACUUUCUGAGCUAGGUCAGCAGGUGGGUGCCCGUAUCCUGGAUGUGUUGGUGAUGCGGGAGAAAAAUGGUAAGAGAGAAACCAAGGUCAUCAACAUUCUCCUGUUCAUCAAGGUUACUGUAUGGAAGGCUCUCUUUGGGAAGGAGGCUGACAAGCUGGAGCAAGCCAAUGACGAUGACAAGACUUACUACAUCAUCGAGAAGGAGCCUCUUAUCAAUACUUACAUUUCUGUUCCCAAGGAGAACAGCACACUCAACUGUGCUUCCUUCACAGCGGGCAUCGUGGAGGCUAUGCUCACUUGCAGCGGCUUCCCUGCCAAGGUGACAGCCCACUGGCACAAGGGAACCACCCUCAUGAUCAAAUUUGAUGAGUCAGUAAUAGCACGUGACAAAGCCCUGGAUGGCCGCUGACCGCUUCAUUUGAUUUAAUCUGGAUUGUUUGUGUGUGUAUGUGUGUAUGUAUAUGUAUAUAUACACACAUUUUGACAGUAUCCUAAAAUAACUACGCUGACCAUGCUUGGUGCAUGGUAAUGGAGAAUCAAGUGGCAUCGGAACAAAUGACUGUGUCCCAUAUACUGAUGGUAAAUGUUUCUACAGCAUUUGUACUGAUUCCACAAGACCACUUCUGCUUCCAGAAAUCUACCCUUAAUUCUGUUGCUUGACUCUUGGCGAAGGCUUGAAGAGGGAAUGCAGUUCACUUUCCUAGCCAAGAGAUAGCGUAGUCUUGAUUUGCAUAUGAGCUAUGUAAUUUGUUGUAAAGAUUCCUCUCAUGCUGUUGUAUUGGUUUUGUUGUUACCCCGCUGACAUUGCCACUAGAAAAGCACAGAUGAAAGGUUAUUGCUAGGCUGCCAGCUUUGGAAUGAGCUAAAUUGUCUCUACUCAUUCUGUUGCUGCUUCUUACCUAGUACCUAUCAGUUAUUAUUUAACUUUGCAGUCUGCCUUAGCAAAUCAAGUGAAACCCACAAAUUACAUUAGUUUGCUUAAGAGUGGCUCAGACUUGCAAAUGAAGCACUUUAAGUAGAAAGCUCAAUGACAGGGGUAAAACACACCAGAACUGGUGAGAGCUUUGCCUGCUUCUGUAAAAUACACUGUUCACUGCCCAUGUUUCUUCUUUGAAUACUUGUCCCCACACCUGAGGAAAAUUUCUAAGAGUUAUGAAGACUCCUUUGAUAGUUAUUCCAAGAGCUGUUCUUACAGGGCUUUCCCUCAGCAUAACUGAUCCUUCACAGUGUUUCCUAUUUGCUCUGAGAAGAGAGGAAAGUGAUGUCACCCCCCCCCCAACUUAGAUUUCUCUCUCUUUUCCUUUUUUCAAAAAUGUUAAAAUAAAUUAACUAAAAUACCAGGAAUAUACUGUUGAAAGAUAUUUUAUUGCAGAAAUCUCAUCUAAACCAGUCAGUUUCAAAUCAUUCCAUACAGUGAAGAUGCUAAUGGUUUUGAAGAAUUGUUUACCUGGUUAAUAAAUUCCAUAAAGUAAUCCAUUAAGGAUGUUUCUCUCGCUCUCGCUCUCAACUUCAUUUAGUUUUUUGUUCCUGUUCUGUGCACAGUCUAUUUCCAAAUAGCAUUGAAUUGUUGGGCUUAUGUUGCCCAGGACUCUCUCCUGCUGUGAGUGCCCACAGGCCCUGUCCCUGCCUCCUUCCACCUGGUUUAGGGCGGGGCCUGGAAGGCCUCAUAAAGGACUGCUGCCGCUGCUCUGCUGCUGGUGCUGCCCAGGACUCUCUCCUGCUGUGAGUGCCCACAGGCCCUGUCCCUACCUCUCUCCACCUGGUUUAGGGCGGGGCCUGGAAGGCCUCAUAAAGGACUGCUGCCGCUGCUCUGCUGCUGGUGCUGCCCAGGACUCUCUCCUGCUGUGAGUGCCCACAGGCCCUGUCCCUACCUCUCUCCACCUGGUUUAGGGCGGGGCCUGGAAGGCCUCAUAAAGGACUGCUGCCGCUGCUCUGCUGCUGGUGCUGCCCAGGACUCUCUCCUGCUGUGAGUGCCCACAGGCCCUGUCCCUGCCUCCUUCCACCUGGUCUAGGGCGGGGCCUGGAAGGCCUCAUAAAGGACUGCUGCCGCCGCUCUGCUGCUGGUGCUGCCCAGGGGAACUUGAAACAGCACAGAGUCCUUUUUAAAAUGCUUUUUAAAGAAUUUUUAAUGUUUUUAUCUUCUUUGGGGUGGUAGGUGGGAGGGAUUUUUAG
This is a messenger RNA of Zootoca vivipara (common lizard), 2431 nucleotides long. It is a transcript of the gene TRAPPC5, whose product is annotated as trafficking protein particle complex subunit 5. Gene Ontology annotation, cellular component: TRAPPIII protein complex; TRAPPII protein complex; TRAPPI protein complex. Gene Ontology annotation, biological process: endoplasmic reticulum to Golgi vesicle-mediated transport. The record is from RefSeq and is a predicted model, not a curated record. NCBI's taxonomy places the organism in Eukaryota, Metazoa, Chordata, Lepidosauria, Squamata, Lacertidae.